Messenger RNA from Fusarium coffeatum, 1461 nucleotides. RefSeq lists its product as uncharacterized. Gene Ontology annotation, molecular function: transmembrane transporter activity. Gene Ontology annotation, biological process: transmembrane transport. The transcript has 5 exons. NCBI's taxonomy places the organism in Eukaryota, Fungi, Ascomycota, Sordariomycetes, Hypocreales, Nectriaceae. The record is from RefSeq and is a predicted model, not a curated record. Gene Ontology annotation, cellular component: membrane. Bases 1 to 1461 code for a protein of 486 amino acids.
AUGGCCUCCAAGGACGGCGGCCAAGAUACUACACCAAGGCGUCACAGUCUUAACGAUGAGUGUGAUCCUAACUCGGCGACUGAUGAGAAGAGACUUGUUGCCAAAUUGGACUUUUACAUCAUACCUCUCAUCAUGGUUCUCUAUCUUUUCAGUUUCUUAGACAGAGUCAAUAUCGGUAAUGCUCGACUAUACGGCCUUGAGGAAGACCUAGGGCUCUCAUCGAAUCAGUUCCAGGUCGCUGUGUCUAUCCUCUUUGUCACAUACCUGCUCUUCGAAGUUCCAUCUAACCUGGUAUUGAAACUCUUCACUCCGCGCCGAUGGAUUGCUUUCAUUGCUACUGCAUGGGGUAUUAUCGCUACACUCACCGGUCUCGUGAACUCAUACGGCUCUCUGAUUGCCUGUCGUUUGCUUCUCGGCGCCGUGGAAGCCGGCCUUUUCCCCGGCUUGACGGUGUAUCUCACAUUCUUCUACACCAAGAGAGAACUCGCUCUCCGUGUGGGCUACCUUUUCGUCAGCGCUGCAGUCGCCGGCGCUCUCGGUGGCUUACUUGCGUACGGAAUUGGCCACAUGGACGGAGUGCGCGGUAUGAGCGGCUGGCGCUGGAUCAUGAUUAUUGAAGGAAUCCCCAGCUUCUUGAUCGGUGUUGUCACUUAUUUUGUGCUGCCCAACGAUGCUGAUACGGCGUACUUUCUCGACGACAAUGAAAAGGCUCUCAUGCGCUUGAGACAUGCGCGCGAGUACGGAAACACGGCGUCGAGUCGGGAGUUCAGCAAGAAGGACAUGAUGUGCGCUUUCAAGGACUGGAAGGUAUGGGCGUUUUGUGUUGCCCAGUUUGGAGUCGACACUAUGUUGUACGGAUUCUCUACUUUUCUGCCGACUAUCAUCAAAGAUCUCGGCGACUGGACAGUUGCAGAAACACAACUCCUUACCGUGCCCUGUUACUUCCUCGGUGCCGCGGCAUACAUGUCUACAGCAUUCCUUUCGGACAAGCUGCAGCGCCGUGGACUCUUUUGCGUGAUUUUUGGACUCAUCAGCUGUGUGGGCUAUGCUGUUCUCCUGGCAGAUAUUUCUUCUGGUGCACACUACUUCGGCUGCUUCCUCGUCGCUGGAGGUUUGUACGUGGUUGUGGGUUUGCCAUUGGCAUGGUUGCCCACAAAUUCACCUCGUUAUGGAAAGCGCACCACGGGUACAGGCAUGCAGCUGACAUGGGGCAAUGCGGCAGGCAUCAUGUCUGCGUUCAUCUAUCCCGCUUCGGACAGACCUCGAUACAUCAAGGGUCACGCUGUGACGCUCAGCAUGGUUGCGCUUGGUACUGUGAUCUAUGGGUUCAUGUGGUGGUGGUAUCGACGAGAGAACGAGCGAAGACAAGCAGGCUACGUUGACGAGAAGUAUCGAGGAAUGGGAGAGGACGAGCUGGCUGAGCUUGGAGAUGAGAGCCCUCGUUAUAGGUUCACGGUUUAG